AUGUCUUCAUCACCCGAGCCACCAUUCACCACAAAAUCAAGCACUCAUGAGUUGCAGCUUCCCUCAACACCAAACUCUCAGGGAAGGGUUCCAUGUUCCUGCUUGACUUAUUCAGGCCCAAAUGGUACCAUUGAGUCUAUCAAGGGUAUUGAUCCCGAGCCCUUCGUGCUUCAGCGAAAUGACGUUGCUAUUUCUCCUCCGAGCUCCCGCGAGCUUAGGGAUCCUAGGCUAUGGGAUAAUCUCGUUACACAGAACAGCAUUACGGCUCAACCGACUGGCUCUAUUAACCCAUGUGCGGCCAAAUGCAAACCUCCCCGUUCGUCUCGUAUUUCAUCGAGCAAGAGCAAGACUGAUCACAAAUACGGCACCUUCAAAUGUGAAUGGGAAGGCUGCAGCUAUGACCGUAUGUUCUCACGCAAAGGAGUCUUGAUGCGGCAUAUCGCGAUGCAGCAUGUCAACCCACAAUCCUUCAAGUGCCCUUCCUGUGACCAUGCUACAAGUCGGCGCGAAAACUUGAAAGCGCAUAGGCUAGCAAUUCACAAUGAACGCUUGUGA
This is a messenger RNA of Penicillium brevicompactum, 555 nucleotides long. Its product is annotated as Zinc finger C2H2. Gene Ontology annotation, cellular component: nucleus. Gene Ontology annotation, molecular function: DNA-binding transcription factor activity, RNA polymerase II-specific; RNA polymerase II cis-regulatory region sequence-specific DNA binding. The record is from RefSeq and is a predicted model, not a curated record. The transcript is spliced from 2 exons. The coding region runs from base 1 to 555 and encodes 184 amino acids. Gene Ontology annotation, biological process: regulation of transcription by RNA polymerase II. Lineage: Eukaryota; Fungi; Ascomycota; Eurotiomycetes; Eurotiales; Aspergillaceae.